Molecule: messenger RNA, 1460 nt
Organism: Chilo suppressalis (striped riceborer)
Lineage: Eukaryota; Metazoa; Arthropoda; Insecta; Lepidoptera; Crambidae
Source: the annotation of a GenBank genome assembly
CGGCCAGUAUAACAUCUCGACCCAAGAUUCGAGCGUGCUAUCAACCUAACCUACAAUGAACUGUAAAUUUAAUUUAAUUCUACUUAUUAUUGGAAUUCUAAGUCGUGUGUGCUUAGCUACAGAAAGGACAAAAGAUGGAAAAUUAAAAUUAGUCAUAGACAACGAUGCCGGUGGAGAUGACGCUAUGGCUAUAUUCGUAGCUCUUUUAUAUGAAAAAUACUAUGACGGUCCGCAAUUGGUAGCGCUUACUACUGGUAACGGAAAUACAUUAGAACAUAAUGUAUGCAGAAAUAACCAAAGAAUUUUAAAAGUUGCUAACAGACAAAAUGUGCCUAUAUACAGAGGUUGUAAAUCUUCCAUAGUGAAUACUGACGUAGCUAAUUUCUAUUACGGUAUGGAUGGUUUAGGGGAUACCGGUGAAACUAUUCCAGAAUUAACUCCAGCUGAGGAACAAAAUGCAGUUUUACGUCUUAUCGAAUUGUCGAAAAUACACGAAGGUGAGCUGGUUAUUGUAACAGUUGGAACCCUAACAAACGUUGCCUUGGCUAUGAAACUAGAUCCUGCUUUUAUAAGUAGACUGGCUCAUUUGUAUGUUGCUGCUGGACAUAUUUACAGCGAUCAAGAAUCUUUGCCCGAAUUCAAUGCCAAAAUGGACCCUGAAGCUUACCACAUAAUGGCCCAAAAUGCUAGACCUGAUAAAAUUACAGUCGUUCCGUUUUCGCAAACAAAGAUUUACUUAAAUAUCAGUAAGGUAAGGAGAACUUAUUAUGGCCUGGCCUUUUUUUGUUUAUUAUCGGCCAGAGACGUAUAGCACAAGAGUGUUUAGUUUUGGGACUAUUUGGGUAAAGUACGUGAGUACCUACAUAAAUGGUGACAGAAGCGGAACUCUUCAAGCAUAAACAAAGAUUUUUCAUAUAGUUCACGAAAACCUUUUAUAAUUUUUUAGAGUUGGAGAAAUGAUGUCCUAGGUCGAAUCGAUAACGAAAUCGUAAGGGAACAAAACAAAUAUGAGAAGAUUUCUCUUGGAAGACCUGGUGGUCAAUGGACGGCUUUGGACCCAGCAGCAGUAUCAGCAGCUAUUAAACCAGAAUUAGUUAAAGAGUAUAAGUACUCGCAAAAUGAUAUCAUACUUUGUGGUGAAUAUAAAGGCAUAAACACUAAUAAAUUUGUGGAAAAGGAAGAAGCUAAUGUUAGAGUUAUCUAUUCAUUUCACGAGGAAGAUUAUAAAAAAUUCUUACUAGACCUCUUCAGCCGUACCGAAUAAAUAAAUUAAUAAUAAAAUGUCACAUAUAUUUUCUAGAUUGUUUUAUUACAUAAACGAAAUUACACGUAGGUAUAUCAUUUAUACAUUUUACAUACAUUGAAGCAGAAUCGCAAAAUAUAUUGAAACUUGCAAAACCUGAUUACUCCAAUAAAAUCGAUUAACGCAGUGGUAUUAUAAACUAUUAAUAAGGAUAUAA